AUGGGGUUCACUUACCUUCUACUCAUCCUCACUCUGAUGGCGUUACAAAAAAACCGCACUCGUAGCUAUUACAACGGGAGCAUUGAGUUUCAAUUCACAAUUGACGAGGAGUACAAGAACUGCAGUGAUCAAGAUGGGGUGUUUUCUUCAAAAUACGACGCAGUCCUGGGAAUCAUGGAAUAUCUAACGCCAUAUGAGCCUGGCGGCGGGAGUGCCUUUGCGUUUCUUUUGAGUGGCUGGAAACCUGGCUUUGUGCCAGGUGAGGUUGUGAAUGUUGAUAAUACAUCACUGAACUGGUUUCCCGCCGAAGUCGAAGUGACUUUGAAUUCAUUUGCUUUUUCUAGGAGCUACUUAACUAUUGAGAUGCAUUUAGCGACGCGUACGUGGGAACUCGCUGCCCGGAAGAAUGGAAAUGGGUAUAAUUUUAAGGGCAGUAUAUAUGAAAACACUUACCAAGAUAGUUCUCUAUUCAUCCAAUACCUCCCACUGUGUAGCAAGGCGAACGACUCAUCCGCACCCCCGACGUCGUUUUAUUCCUAUCCCUUUGUUGACUCGGAGGCAUCGUUCAGCGAUCGCGCACAAUACGAAGCACUGCGCAACCAGGUCAAUGGGAGCUUUGAUGCAAUGGAAGCCACCCUCACUGCCAGUGGUGCAUUUAUUGGCAGCUUUGAUAGUAUACAACAUCGGAAAAUAAUCCGGAUUGGCAGGACAAUGAUGCGUCAAGAGCAAGAAGUAGUGAAGCAUCUUUGA
Morchella sextelata is the source of this 750-nucleotide messenger RNA. RefSeq lists its product as uncharacterized. NCBI's taxonomy places the organism in Eukaryota, Fungi, Ascomycota, Pezizomycetes, Pezizales, Morchellaceae. The record is from RefSeq and is a predicted model, not a curated record. The coding region runs from base 1 to 750 and encodes 249 amino acids. The transcript is spliced from 6 exons.